AGUGUGGGAUCUAAUGAUGACGCCAUGCGUGUUUCGCCCACACAUGACAGGAUUUACGCGGCCGGCGGGGUUUUCCACCACUAGGCUCCAGCAGAAACACGGCUGAAAACACCGCUUUAGGGUCCUGUGGGUUAUCAUAAACGGAUAUUUACAUUCCAGCGAUCUCGGAGCCCGUAACCCAGCCGCUGUGCCCGCAUGAAUUCGUUUGUAGGAUGAUGACCAGACCGUACUUGGCUUAUGGACUGAAUGAAGCCCUGCUGGUGGAGGAAAAGCCGAAGGAAAGUGAGAGAACGUGAGAAGGAUGGGAAAGAGAGUGUGGAGUUUUUACCUGGGUGUCUCCACAGCUGUGCUGUAUGGCUCCCUGUCCCUGUUUGUCUCCAUCCUUCAUAAUGUCUUUUUGCUUUAUUAUGUGGACACUUUUGUGUCUGUGUACAAGAUCGACAAAGUCUCCUUCUGGGUUGGUGAGACUGUGUUUCUGAUAUGGAAUAGCCUGAAUGACCCCCUGUUUGGUUGGCUAAGUGACCGCUCCUUCCUUAGCUCUCCUCAGUCUGGAUCUCAGAUCUCCGCUCCAGAGGUGGUGCUAAAGCGGCUACAGUCUCUCUCCAGGAAUGGGCCACUUUUUGCCCUUUCCUUCCUGGCUUUCUGGGUGGCUUGGGCCCAUCCUGGUCUGCAGUUUAUCCUCUGCCUGUGCCUUUACGACGGUUUCCUCACGCUGGUGGACCUGAACCAUAAUGCCCUGCUGGCUGACCUGGCCGUGUCUGCAAAUGAUCGCACACGCCUCAACUUCCACAGCUCCCUGUUCAGCGCACUGGGGUCCCUGUCUGUUUUCCUCUCCUACUCUUUUUGGGACAAGGAGGAUUUUACAUCUUUUAGAUUCUUCUGCGUGACAUUGGCUGCCCUGUCUAUGGUGGGCUUUGCUGUGGUGUCUCGUCUGCUACGCCUUAGGUUCCAGAAGGAGGUUCAGUCACACACGAAUGAAGAGGAAUUACUCAAAGGACUGUGUGUUGGCCAAGCCCCUCUUGCACCAACAGAGAAGCCUGUCACACUUGGAGAGUAUCUAAAGCAGCUUUCCCGCCACAGGAACUUUAUGUGGUUUGUUUCAAUGAACCUUGUACAGGUAUUUCACUGCCACUUCAACAAUAACUUUUUUCCUCUGUUCCUGGAACACCUCUUAUCAGACCAAAUCUCUGCAUCCACUGGUUCAUUUCUGCUGGGCAUCUCUUACAUAGCUCCCCAUCUCAACAACCUUUAUUUUCUGACAUUGUGUCGAAAACUGGGAGUCUACCAGGUUGUGCAUUGGCUUUUUAUAUUGAAACUGGGCCUUAGUAUAGCGAUGCUGUUGGCAGGAGCAGACCAUGUUUAUCUUCUCUGCCUGUUUAUUGCCAGUAACCGAGUGUUUACAGAGGGGACCUGUAAGCUGUUGAACUUGGUCAUAACGGACCUGGUUGAUGAAGACUUCGUUAUCAACCGCCGACAGCAUGCAGCCUCAGCACUGCUAUUUGGCAUGGUUGCCUUGGUAACAAAACCUGGCCAGACCUUUGCCCCCCUAAUUGGCACCUGGCUACUGUGUGUGUACACAGGUUAUGACAUCUUUCAAAGAGACCCUAUUAAGGAUUCUGUGGCAGCUGUGGCUGUCUCAGAUGCUGAGAGCCCUGUUCCGCUGCGUCAGGGCUGCUUUUACCUACUGGUGUUUGUGCCCAUCACCUGUGCUCUGCUGCAGCUACUGGUCUGGUCACGUUUCACCCUCCACAGUCGCAGAUUACAGAGCAUCAAAGCCCAGAGACAGGGUGCCCACCAUGGUCAUCUCCUUGACGUGAAGGCCAUCUGAUACUGCCCACCCCAUUCUUUACUGCCUCACACUGACUGUGAUGGAGGAUGGUGACUGUGACUCUCUUUAAGAGAGAGAGAGAGUGUUUAGUGAAACCUGCCUUAUUUUAUAUGAAAAAGUGUCUGCAUGUCUAUAUUUAUAAACUGUAUGGGACCAAAUAUGAACUGUUAAAACAAUCACAUGUUGUGGGACCAGAUUGAAGAGUAGCAUCUCUAAAUUCACUUCGACUGCACUUUGUUUGUACAGUACAACACCCAAAUAUAUUUUAGCCUCUGGAUCGAACAGUGCAUUACCUACCGAGCCAACUUUUUUUUUUCCUCUGUGGAAAUCUGAGGCCUCUGCCCUGUGUGUUUGUUUUUACAGUGAGAGAUUUUUUUCACAGAAGGCAUGUUUUUCAGCUCAGUAGCAUUCCAGUUUGAGAUGAUCUGCAUGGGUUUUUGCAAAGGAGUCGAGAGUUGCUUGUUAUCAUGAUCAAAAUGCAACAGUCAGUUCGUUGCUGGUGAUUUUUGUGGUACUGUAAUUUUAGCAAAUGUUUACUCUAACAAUUUGUCGCUUAUUUGCUCUCAUAAAAAUAUUUUUAUACCAAAUAUUUCAAACAGAUUUGCUUUGAAAAGAAAAGUGAUAUAGGUUUGUGAACCUGAUUGAUUGUUUAAAUACAAAAAUGAUCCAGAUUUCUUGUUACUCAAAUGAAACAUGGAAGUUCUUUGUGCUAAGUCAAAAUAUUUACAUUUCUAUUUCUAUGGCAUUAAAUCCCUUGUACAACUAGUAAAUGUGAUUACUCCUCUACAUGAGUGGAAAACAUUUUACUGAAAUACUUUCUUUAGAGACUGAUGUUUACUGUUUUGUCACCCGUGUUCUUACUAUUUCCUAUAUUUAUGUUCGAGAAGAUGUUUUGUAUGACUCAGGAAAUUUGACAUUUACAAAAUAAACUUCAUUUAAUAUUA
This is a messenger RNA of Astyanax mexicanus (Mexican tetra), 2772 nucleotides long. It is a transcript of the gene slc68a1a, whose product is annotated as major facilitator superfamily domain containing 13A. The record is from RefSeq and is a predicted model, not a curated record. NCBI's taxonomy places the organism in Eukaryota, Metazoa, Chordata, Actinopteri, Characiformes, Acestrorhamphidae. The transcript is spliced from 9 exons. Bases 302 to 1828 code for a protein of 508 amino acids.